This is a messenger RNA of Spirometra erinaceieuropaei, 450 nucleotides long. NCBI's taxonomy places the organism in Eukaryota, Metazoa, Platyhelminthes, Cestoda, Diphyllobothriidea, Diphyllobothriidae. The record is from the annotation of a GenBank genome assembly.
AUGGGGGCUCACCUCUUCUCUACCUUUGUGGACCUGACGGAAGCCUUCGAAACGGUGAAUCAUGAAGGACUGUGUAUGACCAUGCAAAAAUUCGGCUGUCCCGAGCGAUUCAUUCAGAUGGUGCGUCAGCUCCACGACGGCAUGUCGGCGUGAGUCACGGACAACGAAGCUGUCUCAGAGGCAUUCGCAGUGACCAACAGAGUGAAGCACGGCUGCGUCCUCUCGUCCACCCUCUUCAGUCUCAUGUUCUCUGUCAUGCUAAUGGACGCAUAUCAUGAUGAGCACCCCGGGAUCCGCGUCGUCUACAGGAUGGACGGCCAACUCCUCAAUCGUCGGCAGAUGCACUUACAGUCGCAUGUAUCCACAAACUCCGUCCAUGAACUUGUCCUCGCCAACGACUGCGCCCGCAACACCAACUCCGAAAGAGACAUGCAGAGCAUUAACCUUUGA